GAGCUCGGCGGCGCUCGCUGCGGGGCGAAGCGGGGAUCGGUCCCGCUCGGCUCCGUUCGGCUCCGCUCGGCCAUGGCGAGGCGAGUGGCGGCCGCCGCCGGGCCCCUGGGGGAUGAUUUCUCCUUCGUCAGCCCGGUGGCCAAGUACGUGCUCUUCUUCUUCAACCUGCUCUUCUGGGUGAUCUCCAUGGUGAUGGUGGCCGUGGGGGUCUACGCCCGGCUGCUGAAGCACGCAGAGGCGGCCAUGGCGUGCCUGGCGGUGGAUCCCGCCAUCCUCCUCAUCAUGGUGGGCGUCCUCACCUUCCUCAUCACCUUCUGCGGCUGCGUCGGCUCCUUGCGGGAGAACAUCUGCCUGCUGCAGCUGUUCUCUGUCUGCCUGACCAUCAUCUUCCUCCUGCAGCUGGUGGUCGGCGUGCUGGGCUUUGUCUUCUCUGAUGAGGCACGUGGGAAGGUCAGCGAGAUCAUCAACGGGGCCAUCGUGCAUUACCGGGAUGACCUGGACCUGCAGAACCUCAUUGAUUUCGGGCAGAAGGAGUUCAGCUGCUGUGGGGGUGUCUCCUACAAGGACUGGUCCCAGAACAUGUACUUCAACUGCACAGCCACCAACCCCAGCCGUGAGCGCUGCGCCGUGCCCUUCUCCUGCUGCCUGCACGACCCUCAGCAGGCCGUCAUCAACACCAUGUGUGGCCACGGGAUGCAGGCCAGGGGCUACCUGGAGGCCAGUGCCUUCAUCCACACCAACGGCUGCAUCGACAAGCUGGUCAACUGGACCCACAGCAACCUGUUCCUGCUGGGGGGCAUCACCCUGGGGCUGGCCCUGCCCCAGCUGGUGGGCAUCAUCCUGGCUCAGCUCCUCAUCAACCAAAUCCGCGACCAGAUCAAGCUGCAGCUCUACAACCAGCAGCACCGUGCAGACCCCUGGUACUGAGCCGGGGUGUCCGGGAGCAUUCCCAGAUCCCGGAUCAGAGACCUUAACUCACUGGCUCCAACCCGCGGGGAGAGCCCCAGGGCUCCGCUGGAAAAGAGGGAAUGCGGAGGCUCCGGUGCUGGGCUCGGCCUGGCGGUGCUGAGCUGGAGCAUGGCUGAGAAUCGCUGUCUGUCCGUCUGUCCUGCUGUUGCACGGGGAUGUGCCUCCCCUCUCCGCUGGAGAAGGACAUUUGUCUGCCUGUCCGUCUGUUUGCACCGAGCUGCCUUCUCGCCCAGACUGCCGCCGUUCCCCUCACGGCCGGGUGGCCGUGCCGGUGUCGCCGGGUGCGGGGACAGCACCCCGGGGUGCUGAGGCGGUGCCGGGCUGUGCCCCCGGCAGGGACAAUGAAGCCACGAGGCCGGACCUGCCGCACUGAGCAGGGACACGGCGGUGGCUGCGGGGCCGGGCAGAGCCCGCCCUCACACCGCGCUGCUGUGGGGAAACAGCGGCUGAGGGAGUGAGGGAGCCAGGCCCGGCCUCUCGGAGCUGUCGCAAAACCGUGGGUGGAGUUUGUUGCGGUUGGAAUUUUUUCUUUUUUUUUUUUUUUUUUUUUUUUUUUUGCUUUUAAUUUUCCCGUCUCCUCAGGCUGGGUGGUCCGUCCCGCGGAGGGAGCCGGGAUGCGGCUCUUUGUGUGCGGCCGGGACGCUUCUCUCCCAUUAAAAAAAAAACCCCUUUUUUGGCUUUUUUUCCCCUCAAAAUCCACCUCGUCCCCCGCCAAAACGUGAUUUCUUCCCCCGAAAGCGAUUGUUCGUCCGAGGAAUGCAAAAAAAAAAGUGAUUUUUCCCCUCAGAAAUCCAUUUCUCUUCCCAAAACAUCCCCUCCGAAGAGCUACUUCUCCACACAAAAAGCAAGUUUAUCCAAGAAGUAGCUGCUCUCCAAAAAAAUGAUUUUUCCCCCAAAAACCUGUCUUUUCUCCCCCAAAAGCAACUUUUCUUCCCCUAAAAGUGUCUUUUGUCCCUCCAAACUGGUUUUUCCUCUAAAAAAAGGAACUUUCCUCCACAAAAAUCAAGUCACCUCCCCCCAAAUUCUCUUCUAUCCUAAAAUUGAUUUUUUCCCCCAUAAAGAGUGCUCAUCCCCUCAAAAAAGUAAUUUUUUCCUUAGAGGAAGUGUCUUUUGUCCCUGAAAAGUGACUUUUUGUCCCAAAAAAGUAACUUUUGCCUUAAAAAAGCAACUUUUGCCUUAAAAAAGCAACUUUUCUUUCCCUGAGAGGGACUCUUGCCCCCGAAAAGCGACUUCUUUUCCUGCAAAAUUACUUUUGUCUACAAAUGGAAACUUUUCUCUCCCAAUGAAUUGCUUUUUGUCCCCCAAAAAUGACUUUUCAUCCCCCCAAAAAUGACUUUUCUCCUCCCAAGAGGCAACUUUUCACCUCCAAAAAGUAACUUGUGACUCACAGAGGCCUUUUCAUCACAGACAUUUUAUUUCACAGGGGAAAAAAAAGGAACUUUUCCCUCAAAAUAUCGAUCUUUUCCUCAUAUAAAGUGAUGUUUUUGUCACAAAAGUGACUUUUUCCUUCCAAAAUUGGACCUUUUCUUCAUAAGACUGAACUUUUCCCUCACAAAUAGUGACUUUUUCCUCACAAAAAGAGACUUUUACUUCAAAACCAGGAACUUUUCCCUCACUAAAAGUGACUUUUUCCUCACAAAAAAGAACUUUUUCUCCAGGAAAAAAGAACUUUUCCCUCACAAAAAGGGACUUUUUUUUCCUCACGAGUGAGUUUUUCUGCACAAAAAGGAACUUUUGCCUCAAAAAAAGGAAUAUAUUCCCCACAAAAAGUGACUUUUUCUCACAAAAAAGCUACUUUUUCCUCACGAAAGGAACCUUUCCCUCACAAAGGCCUUUUGUGAGGUGGACUUCUUCCUCCCAAAAAAAAGCAUUUUCCAUCACUUUUUAGCGACCUUGUCCUCACAAAAAUCGACUUUUCCUCACAAAAAUGAAA
This is a messenger RNA of Oenanthe melanoleuca, 2902 nucleotides long. RefSeq names its product tetraspanin 33 (gene TSPAN33). Gene Ontology annotation, cellular component: membrane. The record is from RefSeq and is a predicted model, not a curated record. NCBI's taxonomy places the organism in Eukaryota, Metazoa, Chordata, Aves, Passeriformes, Muscicapidae. The coding region runs from base 73 to 927 and encodes 284 amino acids. The transcript has 8 exons.